Molecule: messenger RNA, 711 nt
Organism: Penicillium cosmopolitanum
Lineage: Eukaryota; Fungi; Ascomycota; Eurotiomycetes; Eurotiales; Aspergillaceae
Exons: 1
Coding region: 1-711 (236 amino acids)
Source: RefSeq, a predicted model, not a curated record
AUGUCUCUAAUCAAUCUAAACAGCAAGCAUGCAAAAUUGGCCGACGCAGAAGGCGGAAGCUUACCCCCAUUUAAUCGCGAGCCAGAAACCUCGACAUCACCAGGACCAGCAAGUGAUCGACUGGCGGUAAUACGUGAAGAUGAAAAGGGGAUUCGCAGUCGCAGUCAAAGCCCAGGUGGUACGAGCGUUGGUUCAACAGACUCGAAGGAAAAACCAGGAGACACCUCGAAAGACUCUACAUAUUCAAAGGAACGAGAACCUUCUUUCCGUCAGCCAUUUCCGCCACCGCGGAAGACAGCAAACCAUCCCUUCAAGUCUAAAGAAUUCUAUGCCCUCUUGUGGUUAGCAGUCAGUCCAUCAAGCAAUACCCGUGAGACAGCAAGAAACGAAGAUCCCCAGCGGUUGGAUAAUGAUGACCAUCAAGAGAAGAUUGAGUCGUUUAUGAAGAGGCUACACGAAUACAUGGAAACAAACGAGAAUACAAGAACACGGAUUGAAUACCAAAACACCACCGGAAAGACCUUCGAGGACAUGAAUCGCGUUCUGACAGGCCUUAAAAGAACCAAUUUCGACUCAGAACAGGCCCAAUCUUUGCAAAUGCGCUUUGCAAGCGCCGCUGAAUCAGCCUUUCAAAUAUUCCUGCCUACAAAAUGGCGAACCAGCAUUUCAUCUCGAUAUUGGGGAGCUGUUAUUACGAUAUUAACUGUAUAG